Molecule: messenger RNA, 5705 nt
Organism: Callorhinus ursinus (northern fur seal)
Lineage: Eukaryota; Metazoa; Chordata; Mammalia; Carnivora; Otariidae
Gene: HLCS
Product: holocarboxylase synthetase
Biological process (GO): protein modification process
Cellular component (GO): cytoplasm
Molecular function (GO): biotin--[biotin carboxyl-carrier protein] ligase activity
Source: RefSeq, a predicted model, not a curated record
AUGCUCAUCACGCUGUGCUACCUCUACCUGUGGGCGCGCUGGGGGCGCCGACCGGCCGCGCUCGUGCGCGCCACGGUGCAGCGGCUGCGCGCCUCGCGCUGCUCCUUCACCUUCUGCGGCGCGGCCGCGCGGCCCCAGGGCGCCCGCGUGUGCUUGAGCCGCGGCGGCCGCGUCUUCUGCGUCGGCGAGAGCCAGUCCAUUGAUGACUUGAACAAAUGGGCCCUGUUUCUUGUCUCUCCUUUUAUACUUGAAGCAGAACACAUAGCAUUUGUGACAGAGAGCAUUUGGGUGCAAGGUGAGAGUUUACGGAGACCGGCUUCCUCUUCAGAAACCAUUGUGAAGUGGUCCGACUGCUGUUUGCCAUUAGCUUGCAGACCUGGGGAUCCUUAUCAAUUAAUCGCUGAAGCAAGCGUGGAUGACUUCAGUAAGCUGGGGGUGGCGUUCAUGGAAGAUAGACUCCAGAUGGCUGAUGGAUUGGUACCUCAAAAGAUUGUUUCAGUGCACUUGCAGGACUGUACUCUGAAGGCACUUGAGGAUCAAGCCUCAAACAAGCAAGCCCAGGCCCUACAACAGCAUCCUGAACCUUCCGCUGAGAGUAAGCCUGAGCCGGACAUUAUGGAGUGCAUUGGUAGAGAUGAUCCCGAGGUUCUUGGUGCACAACCCACACUGGGGACAGGGGAUGCCUCUGGCAGUGAGCCUGCCGGGGAGGGUGACAGAGGAGUAGGCUCUGUCAAGCACUGUCCCCUCCAUCUGUCUAGUUGCCAUGAGUGUCUGGAGCUUGAGAACAGUACCAUUGAAUCUGUCAAGUUUGCAUCUGCAGAGAACAUUCCAGAUCUUCCCUAUGAUCACAGUGGCAGUUUGGAGGAUGUUGCUGAUGCUAUCCGCUUGGAGAGAGAAUGGAGGAGAGUCAACAUCACGGGAAAGGCCCCCAACAUCCUCUUCUACGUGGGCUCUGCCCCCCAGAAAUCCCUGGGCAGGUUCCAGGAGGUCCGGUCCGUUCUGGCGGACUGCGUGGACACCGACAGCUAUACGCUCUACCACCUGUCAAGGGAAAGUGCUCUCAGAGACCCGUGGUCAGACAACUGUCUGUUGUUGGUCAUUGCCACCCAGGAGGCUAUUCCUGAAGACCUUUCCCAGAAGUUCAUGGCCUACCUUUCUCAGGGAGGGAAAGUGUUAGGCCUGUGUUCAUCCUUCACAUUUGCUGGCUUCCGGGUGACGAGCAAGAGCGUGCUCGAGGAAACCGUCCAGAACUUGGUUUUCUCCAAGGCUGACCAGACCCAGGUGAAGCUCAGCGUCCUGAGCAGUGGCUACGUUUAUGAGGAAAGCCCUGGGGAGCGCCACAGCCUGGGCAAGCUGCAGGGUCACCUGGAGAAUGGGAACAAGGACAGGCUGAUAGUGCAGGUGCCUUUUGGAACUCGCGGAGGAGAAGCUGUUCUUUGCCAGGUGCACUUAGAACUACCUCCCAGUUCUUCAGUGGUGCAAGCCCAAGAAGAUUUUGAUCUGCUCAAAUCAAGCAAUAUUAGAAGAUAUGAAGUCCUUAGGGAGAUCCUGACAACGCUCGGCCUAAACUGUGACAUCAAACACGUUCCUGCCUUAACCCCUCUUUAUUUACUGCCUGCGGCUGAGGAAAUCUGGGAUCCUCUUAUGCGGUGGCUGGGGAAGCAUGUGGAUCCUGAAGGAGUCAUAAAAUCCAGCAAGCUCUCCCUUAAGUUUCUUUCAUCCUACACGUCUGAAAUAGAAAUCAAUCCAUCUGCCCUACCUGUGGUGACUGACGUGGAGGCCUUCUCUUCAGAAAAUUUUAACUUGGACAUCUACCGACAGAAUCUGCAGACAAAGCGACUUGGAAAAGUAAUUCUGUUUGCCGAAGUGACGCCUACCACGAUGAACCUUCUGGAUGGAUUGAUGUUUGAGAUCCCGCAGGAAAUGGGGUUAAUAGCCAUCGCAGUCCGCCAAACGCAGGGCAAAGGGCGGGGAGCAAACGCUUGGCUGAGCCCCAUGGGAUGCGCUCUGUCCACCCUGCUCAUCUCCAUCCCACUGAGAUCCCAGCUGGGACAGAGAAUCCCAUUCGUCCAGCAUUUGAUGUCCCUGGCCGUGGUGGAGGCGGUGAGGUCCAUCGCUGAGUACCAGGAUAUCAACCUACGAGUGAAGUGGCCCAACGAUAUUUAUUACAGUGACCUCAUGAAGCUUGGUGGAGUUCUGGUUAACUCAACACUUUUGGGAGAAACAUUUUAUAUACUCAUCGGCUGCGGAUUUAACGUGAGUAACAGUAACCCUACCAUCUGCAUCAAUGAUCUCAUCACAGAAUACAAUAAACAGCACAGGGCAGAGCUGAAGCCCUUAAGAACCGACAGUCUCAUUGCCAGAACUGUGACCGUGCUGGAGAAACUGAUCGACACAUUUCAGGACAAAGGGCCCAAUGGCGUUCUUCCCCUUUAUUAUAAGUACUGGGUACACAGUGGCCAACGGGUCCGCCUGGGAGGCCUCGAGGGGCCAGAGGUGUGGAUAGUCGGCCUGGAUGACUCCGGGUUCCUUCAGGUCCAAGAGGAGGACGGCGAGGUGGUGACCGUGCAUCCCGACGGCAACUCCUUUGACAUGCUGAGAAACCUGAUCAUCCCCAAACAGCAGUAGCCAGGCCUGGGGCCUGCCUGGGGCCACCGGGUAGUGAGAGGGCCGGCAGAGCCCACCCCAGUGAGCAUUCCAGUUAAUUCCUGCUGCCUUUCCUGGCCCGAGGAUCUGGAAAACGGAUUUAGAGUUGUAGGCAAACGUGGCCUCCCUCCAGUUAACCUGCUUAAUUCCUUAAUGUUGUUCUGUCUGUUGCCAUUUUACUUGGCGUUCGCGAAUGUUCUGGGGCGGAGGGAUGCCAAGCGGAAGAUUUAGCUCAGGUGAAGCACCACCACACGUGUGAAAUCCUUCUCCCCUCUUGGGCUUGGAUGUGUGUUUAUUGCCCCCCCCCAAAAUUUUUUUUUAUUUCGAAAACAGCAACGGAAUAAUUCAGAUGUUUCCCUGGUAGUGGAGACCUUCACUCCCAGACUAUUAAAAAACAAAUCAAAAAUAGCUUCCAGGUCCAGGCCAGCGAUGAGGUAGAGGUUUGGUAGCACUGUUUAUACGCAUCCAGGGAGGCGUUUUCCUCUAGGAACAUACGUUGGCACUUGGUCGUUUUAUUUUUUUUGUUAAUAAGAGAAAAGAUGGUAGGCUUCUGAGCGUUACCUCUGGGCCCGGUGGUUUGUGGUCCCGCAACAGGGCCUGAGUAGCUGCUAAGAUGGGUGUCACUGGUGUGCUUGCAGUGACCUGGUAGAGGAAAUUGAUUACCUACUUCGACAGUAAUUUUAUGAGCUCUCUUUUUCAUAAGUUUGAAUGUACUGCAGACUCUGAAGGGAUGGGCUCAAGUUCAAGAUCCUUAAUGCGUUGAUGAGGCCUUGUGUGCGUGCGGGGGUUGAUGAUUGGGCCCUAACAGCUGGAGACAAGGACUCACUCAUACCACACACCAGGGAGGAUUUGGAACUUUUAAGCCCGUUGUAGGCUCACUUUGAAAUCUGGAGCAUUCCUGAAAGACCGUUUGGUGCACAGAAUGUAGAAGUACGUGGCAUUUUGUCUGUAAGUCAUAAUUUUUGCCCCCCUUUCCCUAAAUUGCCAAGAAACAAAAUGCAACUGAUACCGAACACCAUCAUUUAAGAGGGAGGAGUGUGUGUGUGUGUGUGUGUGUGUGUGAGAGAGAGAGAGAGAGAGAGAGAGAGAAGCUUUUAAAAGAAGAUAUUCAAGAUCUGAUGCCCUAAAAGUCUCCGUGGAAGAACAAAAGAAAGGAAACCUUUUGAUAUGCAUUUGCGAUUUCCAGAUGCACUCCAUGCUUUUUCCAUGUCACUCCUAUCUCUGCUGAACUUGUGAAUCACACACAUUAUUUUUCUGCCUUAAAAGGCCAAUUUUUUGCCCACUUUUCUCUCUUCCUGCCAGUCCCAACUGAAAUUAGUAGAAGGAAAACUUGAUGGAGCCCUCAGCUUUGAACAGAAUCCCCUUAUUGUGCACGAGCACCAGCUCUACCCAGCUUUACCCAGUCAAGCUAAUUCCAGAAACUUGUGGUUUUCAGUAUAAAAUCUGCCUACCUUUAGCCAGGCGCAGGCAGCGCCAUAGGAAGGGGAAAAAAAAAAAAAUAGCAUGUUUAGUUAAGUACACCAACCCAAUAUGUGUUUUUUGGAAAUGUAACUUUAAAAAAAUUUCAGAAGUAAUUUUUGCAAAUAAGGCUUCCAUUAGAAUUAUUUUUCUCAAAAAAAAAAUUGUUCCCUCCUAAGUGUCCAAGUCUUCUUUUGGAACGAGUAACACGUUUCAAUAAAAGCCCACAGCACCCCAAAAUCAAAUGGACUCACCCCUUGAGAGGGCAUCUGCAAAAUAUCAUCAAGAGGAAAGAUGUCCAGGCUAAUGUUGCAAGUUUCAUUUCUCAAACUUUGUAAUAUAAGGCAAGUCAUCUCUCAGAGCUGCCAUUGUUACUGUUUGAAUUUCUUUGGGGGGUUCUUUAAUGAAAAACAUGCUAUGUUUUGUUUUCGGCUGAAGUCCCAUUCUAGACAGUUCUGCUUUGGGGGAAAAAUGUUAUCAUUUAAUUUCCUUUCUGUAAAUUAAAACUAAUGAUGUGUGGCCGUGUCAGGGCAGAUGGAGAUGUUCCGGGCAUACCGCUUGUUCUCUGUGCUUUCAAGACUGUUUCUUACUUGUGCCGCCCGCAGUUGUCUUGAGGGGGACAAAAUAGACUUGAAGCAGAUGCUACGUUUUCUGUAAACACGAUCUUGCCUCAUAUGAACCAAAGACUUUUGAAAUUCUGCUUCAUAUAGAACAGCUGAAUAAAGCAUCUUCCUUAGAGCUAUUCGUGUUAGGGAAAUUAUCUACUCGCUACACCACCCUCACGGAUUGGGGGUCUUUGUGCACCUGGCCAUCUCUGAUCUCAAGGAGUUUUAAAGUCUUAACAGAAAUGUUGCAUUUUCUUCAUAAUCUUUAAAACAUGGCAACUGAACUCAGGAUUGGCAUGUGCUUCCAGGGCACUGGAUUUGCUCUCGAGUUUAGAGGUUGCGCCUUGAGCAUCUAUCUGGUUAUGUUAAAAAAAAGAAAAAAAGGCAAGACGUCCUUCCUUCCUGGCUGGCCGCGGGUUUCAGGGGAAGCCAUGGGAAAGCGCCCCCUGAAUGUGCACAAGUUUUCCCUCAAACACAUUUUCCAGAAGGCCUUCCCGUGGCCCCUGCCAAAGCAGUGCCCCUUGACCCUGGGCGAAGUCGAAGGAUUUCGUGUCUGGUCCAAAAUAGUAGGUGGGGUUCACUCUUGCAGACUUUGCCCGAUGUGGGAGCAAGUGGGCCUUUGGGGGGGUGCAGGCCAAGGUGGGGGGAGCAUGCGGCCUCCAGUCCCCGGGCCCCGCACAUACACCCUUGGGGGUGGCCUAUGUAGUUGCCCCUGCCCUCGAGCCUGGGAACCAGGAGAGAAGCCAGCCUCAUCCAGGAGCUUCAGAAUGCAGCAGGGAGACAUUUUUGGCUUGCAUUCUGGAAGAUUUGCUUGCUCUUUACAGUCAGAACACGGAGAAUCCUCACUCCUGGGUUACGACUAUGCACAUCUGAAAUUUUAAAAAGUGUAAGCCUCCGCAUUUGUACCUUUUCGAAAAAUCGCCUCAGAAAAGUAAUUACUUUAAACCAAUGCCUAUAAGAAGCAAGUCUACCAAAAUAAACUUAAGAUUUUCUGUA